Molecule: messenger RNA, 8568 nt
Organism: Trichosurus vulpecula (common brushtail)
Lineage: Eukaryota; Metazoa; Chordata; Mammalia; Diprotodontia; Phalangeridae
Gene: BPNT2
Product: 3'(2'), 5'-bisphosphate nucleotidase 2
Exons: 5
Coding region: 425-1504 (359 amino acids)
Biological process (GO): skeletal system development; phosphatidylinositol phosphate biosynthetic process
Cellular component (GO): endomembrane system
Molecular function (GO): 3'-nucleotidase activity
Source: RefSeq, a predicted model, not a curated record
ACCUCUCUUUGCUGUUGGCUAACGUGGAAGGGAAAGACCCUGCCGGGCUGUGGGAGCUGGACCCGGCUGCACCCCCUUCCUCCUCUCCCGGCGUGUGGCCCAGCCCUGGGAUGGGAGCCGGAGGCCCGGGAGGCCGCGGACGCGGUUAGCUAAGGCGCGCGGCUUGGAGCUGGGGGAAGGAAGGAAGGAGCUGCCUUUAUUGUGCGCGGGUUAGGGUGGGGGUCGGGCAGGAGAGAGGGGACCCCUCUGGUUCCAUGCGGGCCCCUGCUCCCGGGGGGCUGUAGCUGCACGCUCGGGGAGGUUGCGGGGAGCGAUGGAACGCCGCUGAUUGUCUCCGCGUUCAGAGCCCCCCGGGCAGGAGUGUUUCCGCUCCGGCCGCGUUAGGGAGGCAGCUGGGGGCCGGCCGCCUUCCCCGGCUCCAGCCAUGGCUCCCAUGGGCAUUCGCCUCUCCCCGCUCGGCGUGGCCGUCUUCUGUCUGCUAGGGCUGGGCGUGCUCUACCAUCUGUACUCCGGCUUCCUGGCCGGCCGCUUCGCCCUCUUCGUCUUGGGGGGAGACCGAGGAGGCGGUCCCGACUCUCCGGGCGCUCAGGCCGAUGGGGGCACGGUGGACCUCCGCGAGUUACUGGCGGUGUCCGUUCUGGCCGCCGUCAGGGGAGGGGAGGAGGUGAAGAGGGUCCGCGAGAGCAACGCUCUCAACGAGAAGGCCAAAGGGAAAACCCGGGAAGGAGCGGAGGAGAAGAUGACCAGCGGGGAUGUGUUGUCCAACCGCAAAAUGUUCUAUCUGCUGAAAACAGCCUUCCCCAACGUGCAGAUUAACACUGAAGAACACGUGGAUGCAGCUGACCAGGAAGUGAUCUUGUGGGAUCACAAUAUCCCUGAAGACAUCUUGAGGGAGAUAACCAAACCUAAAGAGGUCCCAGCAGAAAGUGUUACUGUCUGGAUUGAUCCACUUGAUGCUACACAGGAAUAUACGGAAGAUCUUCGGAGAUACGUCACUACAAUGGUGUGUGUAGCUGUCAAUGGUAAACCAGUACUGGGAGUAAUACAUAAGCCAUUCUCUGCAUAUACAGCUUGGGCAAUGGUGGAUGGUGGUUCCAAUGUGAAAGCGCGUACUUCCUACAAUGAGAAGACCCCAACGAUCAUCGUGUCUCGCUCCCAUUCCGGAACAGUUAAACAGGUGGCUCGCCAGACAUUUGGAAACCAGACCACUAUCAUAACCGCAGGUGGUGCAGGUUACAAAGUUUUAUCCCUCUUGGAUGUGCCUGAUGAGAACCAAGAAGAAGCUGAUAUCUAUAUCCACGUGACAUAUAUUAAAAAAUGGGAUAUUUGUGCUGGCAAUGCUCUCCUCAAAGCUCUUGGGGGCCAUAUGACCACUUUGAGUGGUGAAGAGAUAAGUUACACUGGCUCCGAUGGCAAUGAAGGGGGACUCCUAGCCAGUAUCAACAUGAACCAUCAGGCGCUGGUCAAAAAACUCCCAGAACUUGAGAAGACAUCCCACAAAUGAGCAAAAGUCUACAAGGAUAGGCUUCUUCUUCCCAGAGCUGAGAGGGGUCAAUCUGAAGGACCCUGGGCUACAGACAAUCUGCGGAAGACUAUGCAUGGUCAAGGCCAUCUAGUCUUCUUGAGAUGAUGGAAAGCAACAGGGACUCUCCCCACUCCCUACUCCCUUCCCUUUAAGAUGCAAGAUUGAGGAAGAUGGGUCGCUUUUUAUCUCACUCAUUGUCUUUGUUUUGGAGACUUUUUUCAUACAGUCGUCAUACUCAAGGUGCAUAUUUGUAGAUAGAUUGUGGGUUGAAAUCUAGUUCUGAACAGACUAUAUUUGAGUGACUUGUCACAACAGCAUCAUUAACCUCAAAAUACUUUUCAUAAAGAAUCAGGCAGAACCAAGGAUUAAUUUUGAAAGCUCAUUUGGCAUUACUUUAUAAUAUACCUUGCUGAAAAUGAGGUCCCGUUGAGGAUUUCUCCCCAGUUCCAUUUGGAUGGAAAGCACAAGGAGCCAAACAUCCAUCUAUAUGCAAGAAAUAAAUAACUGUAUUCAUCUGUGACAGAAGAACAUUUCUGACUGAUUAAAAAAACAGAACAGUUUGAUUUUGUUUUUUCCAGAACUUUUAAAAGUUGGUCAUCCAGCUGGUAGAAAAUAAUGAAUUUUUGAUGAUUUGUAAAUCAUGGUAACUAUUAUUUCUGUGUAUUUUAAAAGAAAAUUGUGUUUCUUGACAUAGCUUUAAUGUCUUGCCGUUGAUUUUCACUUUCCCUGUGAAAGAUGCAUGACUCGCUGGGUGCUACCUUAACCCCCUUCCCAGUCCUAAUUAUUGAUUCUGCUUCUUACAAGUUUUAUUUUGGAGUUUGAAAAUUGGCCCUAGGGAUUUCACUACACCUUUCAUGAUCUAUUUUUAAUGAAAAGACUAUUUGGAGAAUUAGGGACAGAAAAAUGGAUGACAAAAAUUAAACGAAUUGUUUGUAAUUGAAAAUUGAUGUUUGGUAGUACCAGAAUUGAGCUGGCCUUCCCUCCCCCCUCCCCCCCAAAAAUACUCAGAUUAACUGAUUUAAAAAAAAGGUUUUAUCUAGUUUGCAUUUAAGAGAUCUGAUCUUUAUAGUAAAUUCAUCCAGAAAGAGUUAUUGCUGCUCUCACUGUCUGUUCAAGAACUUUUCCCCAGACUACAAGUGGUUUUGGGGUCAUCACGUAAAUCCACUGCAGGGUAAAACACGGAGGCUUAGAGUUCAUUCUGAUGAGAGUUUUCUUCUGAUUACACUUCAGAAAUUAGUUCAAACAGGAAGGAUGAAACAUUUGCCUUGUGUCCUGUUUUGUUUUUGCUGUAACUAGGGCCUGUCUCUGAGCUUUCAUCCAGAAGUCUGGUUUCUCUCUGGGUGAUACUAGUGAUUACAUACCUGGACACUUCAAGGACACCACCAAUGCCAUUCUUUUUUAUCUCUUUUGUGUUCCAUUGUCCUAUGGAACAAUGGCAAAGAAGGGAUUCUGUUGAGAGAGAGGUUGGACUAAAUUUAACCUUUUAAGCUUAAUUUUUUGUGGUUUUCUUUCAAUAACCUGACUUAAUGUUUCUGUACCGUGAAUAAUAGCAUUUAGCUUUACUGUGGAGGUACAGCCGCCUAGACUUCAUAAUCUGGUGAAGGAGGCUUAUUUCGUGUGGUGCAGAUCAUGUUGAGGACACCAUUUCUAGGCCCUUCCUCGAGGAAGAUGAGUGACAUGGCUGCACAAACACCUACGAUGUGGCUAAAGGCUACUUGAGUGACCAGAGGACUAACAGAAUGUCCUAGCCCACCUAAAAAUGGCAUGCAUAAGAUGUGAAUAUCUCUGAGAAUUCCGUGGUCAGUAGAAGACUGGACUCACCAUGGUAGUGAAAGAUCACAUUGUGUCAUCCAUCCACUUUUACCUAGUCCUCAAUGCUGAUAGUAUAACUGGCAAGAUGGUAGGCCUGGGCUGAGUGGGAGUAUGUGGUCAUGAGCAAAGAUUCCCCUUGGCUCAUUCUUUUGAAAUAGGUUUUUUCUGUACCCAUGGCCUUUGUUGAGUGAUGAAUAUUUUUUUGACCAUUCUAAUGAUUAGGAUAUUUGUUAUUUAUGCAGUUAGCUGGGAAUUCUGUAUACAGUGUUAAGAGUUUCAGAAUUCUUGGCCAUUUGGUUAGCAUUAUGCUUAAAAAGGACCUCUUACUGGCAUUGUAAAAAUGACAAGGGAAGUUGAUCAUUGCUAACUCAACCUGAAUCCUCUAGUAAUGUAAAUGUAAGUGGCAUUUGUUUUAAUUCAGUCAGUUUUUAUUAAGGGUAUACUUUGUGCAAACCACUGUUGAGGGUUGAGAGGGAUACAAAGAUAUGUGAGGCAUAGUCUUAACCAGCACAUUUUUUAGCUGGUAUUCACCAGUAAAUAUAUACCAGCAAACAACUGAUUUGUACCAGCAAAGUUAGUGAGUCACAUAUUUGCCAGUUUGGUCCUCUGUACUAAGACUAAAUGUGUUAGGAGGAGAAAUGCCACCGAUGGCCAACCCUGACUACAUGUGACAACAUAAGACUUUAGGUUUGAAAAUUCCAAUUCAGUGAGGACAAGAUCCCUCCCGUAACCUUGUUGAAAAAUGUUCCUUUUGCACUUCUCCAUGACCACCGAUUCCAUUCAGCAGUGAACAGGCAUUAAUUGGUAGUCAUCUAUGACUUCAUUGAUGUGACAGUGAAUUGUGUAUUUGGCAUUUUGAGUUUUAGGGUGGCAUUGUGCUUUUCUCCCAGUAUUGCAUAGUUAAUUAUGAGCCUUAAAAUAAUGUUUUUCUCAUCUUCUCCUAAGAUAAUUUAAAAUAAAUUAUUUUGAAAUGGUCAAAGCUGCUAAUUUUUUUGUUUAUUCUUCCUUUAGAGUAUUGGCAAAUGUGUUUUAGGAAAAAAAAGUGUCUUAACUAUGUUUCCAUAUUUUGUGGAAAUUGGGAGGAUACUUGAAGGAGGGGAGGAAACUGAAUUAGAUUUAUUUUUUUAUCUGUAGUAGAAGACAUUUCGUAUCUAGCAGAAAAAGCCUUCAAAAUAUAAUUUGCUGUUUGAUUUUAAUAGUACUUUGUGAGGUAUCUGGGUGUUAGAAAAAUUAACAUUGGCCAGCAGUUAAACAGAUUAUUUCUACAAUUUGUUCGGUGCAGUUGAGUGAGACUUACUUGCAUGGCUGAUUUCUUUUGGAAGUGAUUAAAUAGUAUAUUAAUUAUUUUUAAAGGUUUUCUAUUUGUCUCCAAAAGUCAGUAUGCAUUGUUUCCCAGUGUAUGAAAAAUAUUUUUUUGUUACUUGAUUUGAGACAGUAUUUUUACUUUAAUAAGGAAACCCAUUUUCCUCCCCUGCCCCUUCCCUUUCAACAAGCAGAAAAGUUGUAUCACACUCAAGGAGCUUAAAAUGUUUGGAAGCACAAAAUAUAAUUUCCCUGGAUUACAGAAGUGAUGAAAUUCGUGCCUGAUUUGGGGCAAAAGGAGGAAAUUGGCAGUCUUGUUUUGGCACACCCUGCCAUUAUCUUUUCAUUCUUCUAUUUUCAGAGAAAGUGUUAGAAAAUGUUUGAUGGUUUUUUUCCCCCAAGAUUUUAAGGUAUUAGUGACGACUGGUCUGUUUCUUUAUUCCAAACAGUCACUGUUGAAUACUAUGCCAAGUGCUAUGAAUCUCAACAUGACAUCCACUUCAGUACCACUAAUGCAUCUGUCCCUUUCCCUGUUGUAUAUCUUCUCCCUUAAUUUGCUCUCCUCUCUUCACACCCUUCACUCUCCAUCAUUUUUCCACCUACCUCUCUUGCUGUCCAUAUGUAACAUCUCAUUCUUUGUUACUGUUCUCUCUUUCAUCUGUUUGUUGCUUCUGAAAUUUGGAACAAUGUGAGAAAGUUGGACUAGACUGUUGGUCUUUUCUGUUCUUUCUAGCACUAAAUCAGAUUUCUAAUAGGGAUGGUUGGGGCUUUGUUAAGUAAACUAUAGGGAGAAGAAUAUCAAACCUGCCCUGAAAAUUCCCAAAUUAUAAAUGUGUUUUCACCAGAUUCCCUUUAGAAAUUAAAGAGAAAAGUAAAAUGUCUAAUCCCCUACACUUUGUAAUUGCCAGAUUUAAACUGAUGUUUCUAUAUCUAAACAAUAUUUCUUGACCCACAAGGCAAAUAUAAAUGUAGGAGAACAUAAAGCUAGAGAGAAAAAGCCUUUGGAUAAACUGGCUUUGAGCCAUUUCUGUAUAGUGCCCAAUUUCAGAACAUAGUGGGUCAUCACAGUUGUCUGGAGUCUUUCUAUGUGUACAAGUGUGUCAUGAAUGUUUCUUUUUUAUUGUAAAAAACCAUACAUUUCUUGAACGAAUGACUAAGUUGUGGUAAUAGAAUGAUGUGGAGACGCUCACACACACAUAUACCCUUUGACUCCUAUUGUUCUGGAAUGUCUAUGUGUUUACACGCAUGCACACACAACACCCCCUUUGAUUCAAAUUGUUCCAAAAUGUCUGUAUGUUCCCUUUCUGUAUUUGAAAAAAAUGAGGGCUAGGGAAGAAGAAAGGGAACAGUGGCAAAGGGAAGCCUUAGAAAAAGGAAGAUCCACCAUAAAGAGGAAGAGCUUUGUGUGGAGAGUGGAGAUAUGGGAGGUGAUGUAAGGAAGAAACACCUCUUACAGUAUAGCAAGGAGAGUUGGAGGGACAUAAGACCUCCCAUAAGAGUUCAGUUUCUCUUAGAGCCUUCCCGUUUAUUCCAAGCUAGUAAUGACACCGUUGGGUAAACACAUGCUAAUUGGAGAAAGAGAGGAGGAGGACCCCAUCUCAGCUUCCUUCUUCCUUAUCUCUGAGACCCACUAUUUUUGUAUCACCCCCAAAGAGUAAUUAACAUAGGGAAUUUCAAGCCAAGUUGAAAUGAGGAUGCAAUGAAAAACCAGUAUAAGAGUAUUAGGAAGUAAACACCUUUUGGGUGUUUGGUGUUGGAUACUGGGUAAGCCCAUUUGUUUUGAGUUUUGAGAGACAGCUGCAAUAUGAAAAUUACUUUUAGUGUAUAACUGGUAACAAAUUUUAGGUCUUCCUAUUUAAUUAUUUAGCUCAGCAAAUCUGUGCCUUACUGCUACUAGGGCAUUGUGUGUUCAUGGAGGGGGAAGACUUUCUAAUGGGAUGGGGAAAAUACUUAAAAAGAAAAAUAAAUUAUAUCAGUGUUUUUAUUGUUAAUUCUGGGAGAGAAUUCAUUAAGUGAAUGAAUGACAAAAUAUUUUUGCAGACUCUACAAGUAUAGUACACUUUUAUAUGAAACUGGUAUCUCAAAUGUUUAUAGGUUUGAAAUGGCACUUCAUCUUUUGAUUUUUAAUUUAGCUUUAUUGUAACAUUGUAAGCCUAUGGAAGGUAGGGCACAUUUUAAAAUUUGUUGUUUUAAACAGCCCAUUUUUUAAAUGCAUUACUUUAGCAUGGAGUUAAAACUAUUUCUCUAAUUCCCCUAGAAUCAGUUGUUGCUAUAAAUUAACUAUUCUUUUUCAAUGCUGUGAUAAAUUAGCUACAUAUGUAUGUAUCAUAUCAAACUUACAUUAAUGUGAAAAGUUGCUUGUGUCCAUGGAUUUAUAGGUAGUUUUGAUUAUUUGUAAAUAAUUUCACCAAGGGGAUGAAAAGAAUUGGAUUUUGUACUUUCAAAAAAAGUGUUUUGGUUUUACGGGGUGAUGGUGUGUGAAGGUUUUUCUUUUAGAAGAAAAGAAAAAAAAACUGGUCAAACCUGGCGGGUAUAUGCAUUUUUAAUUUGCCACUGGUGAAGGUUUAUAAAUAUUAAAACAGUUGACAGGAAAGCUUUUUAGAAGUUUGGUGGUGAAUUAAUCAUGUGUGGGAAAAUGAGAUUUAUAAGUAGUUUUCCAUUUGGGAUGAAAAUCAGAAACGCAAGCCAAGUUGGCUUCAUGUCUUGUUAGAAGAAAAAGGUGAUGAAUUACCUUAAAACAACUGAUUCUAUAUUGUGUGCUUAGAAGGGUUCCCCAAAGUAUUUGUACCAUAAACGUCAUCUGUGUAACUUGGCAAAGCAGAAAUGGGUGUUCAUUUAGUAGUGUUUUCCAUUAAAGUUCUGUGUGUGGUUUGUAUGUAUUGCUCACACAGUAAAUUUUCCAUCAAAGAGAAACGCUCAACAUAUGUCUCAAUAUUAAGGGAGUUGGUAGGGAGGGCAGGAAUGAAGUCCAUCUGGCUGUAGUUCCAUCAGUCAUUAGGAGGGUCAGUUAAAUCAUACAAGAAGAGUUUACUCCUCUCUCUACACCAGCAUCAUUUGGUGUUCCCAGCCAGCCCUGAAUAAAGGACAGAAAGGAUCAGACAGCUUAUUUUGUCUAUAUACUCAUUGUCUACCAUUGGCAACAAAGAAGAGUGGAGGGCUUCAGUCUCUUAGUCUCUUGAAAGCCCCUCUCCUAGUCUACCAUUAUAGAAAAUGGUAUUUCCUGUAUCCACUGGAUAUCCUUCCUUAGGUACCAGCCACAUACUCAGAAGAUUCAGUCCAUACACAAGCAUCCGUACAUCAGCAUUUUAUCUUUUCGGCCUUCCUCUAGUUUUCCUCAACCCCCUUUGCAAUCAUGUUCUUUCUUCAACUGUUUCCAGAAGAGUAUUUAUAUAGUUCACUCUGGAAGAGGCUACAAAAAAGGUAUAGCCUUUGUGGACCAACUCAUUCAUCUUGCCUGGUGCAAAAGAUAAAAGAAGAUAUGAGAAUGUGGCAAUGGAGGCCACGAAAUGCUAAUUUCAGGAACUCUGAACAUUCACUUGCCUCUUGGUGACACAUCCAUCAUGAGAUUUCAAGGCUAGUAUUAGCCAUUAGUAUUUCUUAUACUUUUGCUUGCUUUGUAGAGAUACUUAAUCAUCUAAAAAUUUACAAAUUAUGUUUCACAGUUUCUCUAAGUCUUGUAUGUUGAUGACUUUGUGUCUUCUACUUAAAAUUACUUUUUUUUUUCCCUAAGGAAAUUGCCCUUCUCCCACUCUGCCCCUUCUGAGUACUGCUCGAUAAUCAGCGAGCGCUAGUAGAUUUGAGGGUGUCUCAUUUGAAAAGAUCUGUUGUCUGGCCCCAGCGAUUUGUAUGUGACCUGCCUCUCUGGUUGAUACUUUGCCAAACAAAAUCUAAAUUCUCAAAAUAAACUACAGUGAUGUCUGAAGACUAAA